Molecule: messenger RNA, 744 nt
Organism: Nanorana parkeri
Lineage: Eukaryota; Metazoa; Chordata; Amphibia; Anura; Dicroglossidae
Gene: CLDN5
Product: claudin 5
Exons: 2
Coding region: 45-692 (215 amino acids)
Biological process (GO): bicellular tight junction assembly; cell adhesion
Cellular component (GO): plasma membrane; bicellular tight junction
Molecular function (GO): structural molecule activity
Source: RefSeq, a predicted model, not a curated record
CCAUCUCGUCACCUGUAUCAGCAUCCGCACAUCCCAGUGCAGAGAUGGGCUCCAUCGCUCUGGAGAUAUUCGGGAUGUCCAUGAGCACCAUCGGCUGGGUCGGGGUGAUCCUGGCAUGUGCCCUCCCGAUGUGGCAGGUGUCCGCCUUCAUAGAACAGAACAUCGUGGUGGCUCAGUUCAUCUGGGAAGGUCUAUGGAUGUCGUGUGCAGUGCAGAGUACGGGGCAGAUGCAAUGCAAGGUGUAUGACUCCAUCCUUGCGCUGCCCCCGGAGCUCCAGGCUGGCAGGGCUCUCACCGUUAUGGCAUCCAUCGUGGGUUUGAUCGGACUUAUGGUGACAGUCGUUGGAGCUCAGUGCACUAUCUGCUACCAGGGCACCAAGGUGAAAAGCCGCGUUUUGUUUGCUGGAGGAAUCAUCUACAUCUUGACCGGGCUUCUGGUCCUUAUCCCCCUGUGUUGGACCGCCAACAUCGUGAUCCGGGAGUUCUACGAUCCCCAUGUCCCUUCCUCUAAGAAGAGGGAGAUGGGGGCUGCCCUGUACGUGGGCUGGGCGGCUACUGCGCUGCUUCUCCUCGGGGGCGUUCUUCUCUGCUUCUCCUGCCCAAUGAAAGGCCAGUUCACCCCACCGGUCAGGUACUCUGCCUCUAGGAGACCGACAUCCAACGGGGAAUAUGACAAGAAGAACUAUGUAUAAGGACACAGGCAUGUCACCCUGGCACUGUGCACAUUGGCAGCCUCCAGAGACC